CUCAUUUUUAGCUGAUUUUGCAGUUUGUGUGUUUGACUGAAAAUAUUUUUCUUGCAUCAAACAUGACCCCAACUUCCCUUUUGAUUUUUAUUCAGCACUGACAAUAUUCUUCAAGAAAGUGUAAGUUACAGACAUUUAAAAUGGGUCCUAAUGUGUGCUGCAGCCAUCGGAAAUGUUUAGGUAAGAACAGCUAUUUAGUGUGUUGCAACCUUUAGGGCAUAGUCUAAAAAAAUGCAACUUUCUAGAAUUACGAAACACCGAACACGUUGUGAAUGUAAACAAAUAUCUGUCAAAAAUUUACUUCCGUAUCAUAGCUAAUUUUAUACAUAAGGAUGUAAUUGAUAUUGUGAAAUAGUAUGAAAGUCGUAAGAGUUAUAUAUUUUAAACACAAGUCAGAUAAAUUGAAAAUAUGAAGAUUCACAAGGUUGGAAAUAUUGAAAAAGGAGAAGCGAAAGUUGUUAGGAUAGUUCAUAUUUCGGAUACACAUAUGAGACAUGAUCAAUACCAGGAAUCUAUUCCUGACGGUGAUAUUUUGAUUCACUCUGGUGAUUUCUCUGCAUUUUCAGUCGGGCGAUAUUUCGGAAAUAAAGAAAGAGAUAGGGAAAGUGUAAUCAGAGAAAUCAAUUCAUUCUUCCAAAAACUUCAGUUCAAACACAAAGUCUUAGUAGCUGGUAAUCAUGAGCUGAGUUUCAGUGAUAAAAAUAAAGACUUUGUCGAGGAGCAGUUAACUGAAGUAAUUUAUCUGCAGGAUAAAUCUAUAACACUUGAAGGUUUGAAUAUAUAUGGAACACCAUGGUCAGCAAAACGAGCAGUUUCUUAUGCAAGAGGAUUUGCAAAACCACGACAACAUUUGCAUCGCUACUGGGACAAAAUUCCAUCACAGACAGACAUACUUGUAACUCAUAUGCCACCUGAAGGUAUACUAGAUCUAGGAACGAAAACAUGUGCAGGGAUCAGAAAUUUAUUCUCCUCAAAUGACCCAUGUAAUAUAUGUGGAGACAUGCAUGAAAUGAAUGAACACUGGGGAUGCAAAGAGCUUAAAAAGACCAUUUUCAAAAGACUGAGGCCAACCCUACAUCUGUUUGGUCAUGUUCACGAGGGAAAUGGUGUGACUGUGGCUGAUGGAAUAACAUUUUCAAAUGCAGCAAUGAAACUUGAAGAAAAGAUCAACGUUUUUGAUUAUUAUUUGUGAUACUCAUUGAAUUAUUAGUGUUUGUUCUGCCAAAGCUCAUUUAAGGUAAAAAGCGUAAACUGGUGUUGAUUCUAAUACAGUAGAGUGAAAUCACUAUGAUGACAUAAAAUUUAUUUUGCAACACAUAUUUGAUUGAAACUUAGAUAUAAAUACUAGUUUACUAGGAAUUUCUUUACUCGGUAGGAUUGAAGUGUAGAAACAAUCCACAGAAAUCAGUACACCAGUAAUAAUUUCAGAGCAAGCGAAGUAUGGCACUUUUUUGUGCAAAUUACUGCAUAAUGUGUUAGGGGUUUUUUUUGUCAUGUGGAUUGAAUUAGUUUUGGAGAUAUUUUAAUCAGCCUUCACUGUGUUAAUGAAUAGGUUUUUUCAAGAUUAGGAUCCAGUCAAGUUUUGCUAAGCUGUAGUGGUUGUGCUUAGUAGUUGUGGGUUUAAACCCCGAAAGAUCUAUGGACACCAGAAUUUUAAGUAUUAUGUUCGUUUUUAAAACUGGAAUAAAUUGUGCCAGAAUUGAAGAUACUCAUAAGUUUGACCUUCAGUGCUGACCAUGACCUUGGGCUUGCGCAAUUAGAACAUGGGUUCUGCACAAUAUCUAAAUGAAGGGAGCAUUUAAUCCUAGUUUAACAUUUUCCAAUUUGUUAAGCAGAUACGGACAAAAGAAGACUGGGACCAGACAAAGUAGAGAAAACUCAACAACAUAGGAUGUUUCUCAUUGUUUUAAUAUUUGAAGUAAAAGAGACUACAAUGCAUUUUAUACAUCAUGUAUAUAUAAAUGUUUGAUUUCAAUAUGACUUAAAUACAGCAGGCAUGUAAUAGAUACAAGAUUAUACAAGAGAAAUUACAAGCUAUGAAAAAAUCAGAUUUGUUUGGUUUUUUUGCUAUACAGAAGGCACUAUUAUGUCUAAUGCUUGUCUAAAGCAGUAAAUGUUGUAAUCUAAUGUUCGGCUUCUAGCCUCAGUUUGUAACAGAUACAAAAAGUGUUCAUAUUUGAUUACUGGCUUCUACAACAUGGUCUCCAAAGUUCAUAAAUUUAAGUUUGGAGACCAGUCUUGAGCAUUCCAGCAUCUGAUUGGUUGAUUUUAAGCUCAAUCUUGAAA
Messenger RNA from Mercenaria mercenaria, 2286 nucleotides. RefSeq names its product metallophosphoesterase domain-containing protein 1-like. The transcript has 2 exons. Lineage: Eukaryota; Metazoa; Mollusca; Bivalvia; Venerida; Veneridae. The record is from RefSeq and is a predicted model, not a curated record. Bases 410 to 1192 code for a protein of 260 amino acids. Gene Ontology annotation, molecular function: hydrolase activity.